This is a messenger RNA of Xenia sp. Carnegie-2017, 3450 nucleotides long. RefSeq names its product DDB1- and CUL4-associated factor 6-like. Gene Ontology annotation, biological process: positive regulation of transcription by RNA polymerase II. The record is from RefSeq and is a predicted model, not a curated record. Gene Ontology annotation, cellular component: Cul4-RING E3 ubiquitin ligase complex; cytoplasm. Lineage: Eukaryota; Metazoa; Cnidaria; Anthozoa; Malacalcyonacea; Xeniidae. Gene Ontology annotation, molecular function: protein binding.
UUCUGCCCUACCCUCAAGGCAUAAACCCAUAAAAGCUUUAGCUUUACUCACAGUCUGUGACUCUUUUUUGUCAGGCGCAACGGAAUAAGUAUUAAUGUGUGUCACGGUCCCUCCCCGACCCAUUCCAAUGGACAUUAGUAGCUACGUCCACGGCUUGUUUGAAUAGAGCUAAGAGUUGAGCCGGGGGGAGUUAGUUGUACUUUGUAUAUUUUAAAAUACGAAAAUACCAAUGUAAACUUCUUAAGUCCACCAAUUUUUGUAAUAUUACCUGGAAAACUUCCUGUAAAUGAAGAAUGCCUGAAAUGAAAUAAGAAACGUCUCUAUGUGGCGACGUCAUUACUACUCAGUCCCAGGGAUGCCCAGGAAAUGCUGCAAGAAAUGAAAGAUGGCUGACCGAAUUUCUAUUUUCUAUGAUAACGGAGUCUGUGAGAUAAUGUGAAACCUUGAGCCUCAUUGCAUGAAUAAGAUGGCUAAGAAACACUCUAUAUACUUCUCAAUUAACGACAGGAGAAAUGGUUGUGUGCAAGGGAGUAGUUUACGUCUAAACGUUUUUCGAAGUGACUACUUGCUUAGAAGAUUGAAAUGUGACAAAGUGUUUGGUGGUCAUCUGGGAUGUGUCAACACGGUUGUAUGGAAUGAUUCCGGUGAUUUACUUUUGUCUGGUUCUGAUGACUGUCAACUGAACAUCUAUAAACCAUAUUCUAUGAAGCCUAUCCAUUCCAUCAACAGUGGCCAUCAUGCAAAUAUUUUCAGUGCAAAGUUUCUUCCUUGUACUUCAGAUACAAAGAUUGCAUCAUGUUCAGGUGAUGGUAUACUUCACUAUAAUGAAGUGAAUGAUUCAUCAUCUCAUGGAAAGAAUCAAUUCUCAUGUCACACAGGAACUACAUAUGAGGUCAACACAACCCCUGGUGAUCCAAACACAUUCAUGUCUUCUGGAGAGGAUGGAAUGGUCCGCUUGUUUGACAUAAGAAAUAAGACUAAAUGUGCUUGUAAUGGAUGUAAAAAGGAUGUUUUAAUCAAUACUGAUAAAGCUGUUACAUCCUUCAGCAUUAAUCCUAUUCAGCCAUAUUAUGUUGCUGUCGGAUGUGAUAAUAGUUCACUUUAUGUAUAUGAUCGACGAACUUUAACUGUUGGAGAACCAUUAGAUGGAAGCAGCCAGCAAGGAUUACUGUAUCAGUUUAAACAAACAUUGGAGAAACGAGAUUGUCGUGUGACAUCUUUGAAAUACAGUCCUAAUGGUCGAAAUCUGUUAGCAAGCUAUUGUUCCGACUAUGUCUAUCUCUUUGAUGCAAAACCAGAAGCCAGAGAGCCGCUAUUGUCUGCUGAAAGUGAAAAAAAUGAAGAAACCUGCUGCCCUAACGUCGACAAUGAUCCUCCUAUGAAGCGUUUAAGACUGCGCGGGGACUGGUCCGAUACAGGUCCUAAUGCUAGACCUAAUGGAGAGGAGCCAGUAAGUAGUACGGAAGAUAACUUUGAACGUCGCAUGUCUGGGUAUUUCACUCGAUGGAUUGAGGAAUCUCUACGUAUCGCACGUGAAGAAAGACGUCAUGCACGUCAUGAAUCUGAUCAUGAUGAUAGUCAUGACGAUGAAAAUAAUGACGUCAGUGAUAGAAGUAAUGUAACUUUUGAGAAUGAAACAUCGCUGACUCAAGAAGUCCAAGGCAGCAAUGACGUCAUUCGGCAAGAUAUCCAAGGUAAUAAUGGCAUCAUUCGAGAUGAAGUUGAUGUCACUGAUGAUGUCAUUCAAGAUUGUGAGUCAUCAGAGAACAAUGUGGUUGAUAGUGAUAUUGCUGAAGGUUUGUCCCAAACGUUUAAUGAGGAUGCCAUCCAAGAUGGCCGUUGUGUACAUAAUAAUGAAAAAUCUUAUCAGAGUUAUAAACGGCCUAACAAUUCUCAAACCAGAAACGAUAACCUCAUUCAAUAUGAUCGUAUGAUUGAUGACGAGGGAUCAUGUCAGAACGAAAGACAACCUAACACUUCCCAAGAAGGAAGUGAUGACGUCAUUAAAGAUGGCAGCCGUGUGCUUGACAAUGAAGAAUCAUGUCAGAGAGACAUACAUCUUGAAUCUGCCGAACAAUCAAGCAAUGAAACACGUCGUCAUAACGCUGCUUCGGCAAUACAAAAUUUUUUCCGCUUUCGUAUGAAGAAAAACGACCAAACCGUCACGUGUGAAACACGUUCAUAUUCCAGAUUUCAGCAAGUAUACAGAGGUCACCGAAACGCUCGCACAAUGAUCAAGGAAGCCAACUUUUGGGGUAAUGAUUACAUUCUUAGCGGGAGCGACUGUGGUCGAAUAUUCAUUUGGUCGAGAAAAAGUGCGGACGUUGUCAUGUUACUGGAGGGUGAUCGACAUGUUGUAAAUUGUGUUCAACCACAUCCAUACUUACCCUUUUUAGCUACCAGUGGUAUUGAUUAUGAUAUUAAAUUAUGGACCCCUUCAUCGUUGAAUGUCAAUAACAUGGAGAAUAUACCGGAGGUGAUAUCUCGCAAUGAGCGCAUGCUCCGUGAAAGUCGUGAUACCCUCACUGUACCUGCAUCGUUUAUGAUAAGACUUCUUUCAUCUCUUCAUCGAGUACGGUUUCAAGGAGGACACGGCGAAUCUUCUACGGAUGAAGGCGACAGCGACUAACAACAAACAUUGCACAAUCAAAGUUACCUCGUAUACUGGUAUAUGAAGUUUGGCUUGGGUCACGUAGAUCCUCUCGUAACACUCAAGAUCCUGUCUUGUACUUGCCUUUUUGAUGGCCGUAAGUAGAUGUUGAUAAAUGGCUGGAAUUCUAUAGAACGAGGGGAAAAGUGCCGAGUUACGUUAGACAUAAGUCUUUAAAAUGGGAGAUCACUACUAUUAUAGUAUAUGCUAUUGAUAAAACAAACGAUGUCUUUAUUUUCAAAUGUGUGCUAGCCCCAAGAGUGCACAUGCAAAAUGUAUGCGAGGCCCCAAUAUAGCAUGUGUAAAAUGGAUGUGCAUUCCCAUCAUGGCACAUGUAAAAUGGAUGUGAGCCUCUAGCACAGCACAUGAAAAAUGAGUGAAUUCCAGCAUAGCACAUGUGAAAUGUUGGUAAGUCUUUGCAUAGCACGUGUAAAAUGUAUGUGAGUUCUCAGUAUGACACAUGAGACGAAAGUAUAUUCUAGAUGACGUAACUCGCUAAAUGGUAGGAAUUAUAGGGGAUUUGCGAUCAAAUUUUUUGAAAUGCAUUUGUUUUCAGCACAGCACUAUAUUAUAUAGUUAAUCAAGUUAUAACAACAUAGUUUAGAGAUUCAAUGAGUCUUACAGGCUUAUUCGUACUUGAUCCAGUUUGUAUGUAAACUAGCACGAAGAUAAUCCAUAGUUCAUCUUGUUAUAUCUUACCUUGUCAUAUAAUUCUCUUGCGUGAUGGCUUCGUGGUAGUGAAGCAAUAAAGUUUGAAAGAAAUUUUUGCGAAUUUCUUCAAGUUCUUGGCAUUUAUUAAA